GCUCCACUCGUCCCCAGUUCAAAAUUUUCAACCAUUCCCCAACGGUCCACAAUUUCAAAAUCACAUUCCCAUCUUCACCGUCCAUUGAAACCUCUUUCCACCGUCCGAUCUGAGAUUCUCUUCCCCUUCGUUUUCCUUCAAAAAAAAGUUCGAAAAAAAUUUCAAAUCUCACUCUUUACUCUCCAGCUUUCCCUCAUCCCAAACACUCCUCAACCUCAAAAUUCAAAUCUCUCUCUCAGACGAUAAACACCUCACUUUCACUUAAAGAAGCCGUUUCCAUUCAAUAUGCCGUUCCUUUCCGAUACGGCGAGCGCAAUCAAGAGCCGUUUCGGCUUCCACGACCGAUCCUCUUCAUUCGAGUCGGUCUCGUUGUUGUCGAUUCGUAGUCCGCUGGAUCUUAUAGUCAAAUCAGCGGUGAGGGAGAACACAGGCCAUUCCACCACCGCCUCGUCGGCAAUUCGGAGCAUCGGUGACUGGGACGAGGAUGCGCCUGAGGCGAAUGAACCAGCACCGCAGUCAUCCCAGAGCUUUGAGUUCCAUCAAGAUCCGUCGUUUUGGAAGGACCACAAUGUGCAGGUUAUCAUCAGGAUUCGUCCCCUUAGUAGUUCCGAAAUCUCGAUACAAGGCUACAGCAAGUGCGUUAGGCAAGAGAGUUGUCAGACAAUUAUUUGGACGGGACACCCGGAGUCCCGUUUUACAUUUGAUCUUGUUGCUGAUGAACAAGUUAGCCAGGAGAAUCUCUUCAAAGUGGCUGGAUUGCCCAUGGUGGACAAUUGCAUGGGAGGCUACAACAGCUGCAUGUUUGCAUAUGGCCAAACUGGAAGUGGGAAGACUCACACAAUGCUUGGAGACAUUGAGGGAGGCACUAGGCGACACAGUGUCAAUUGUGGGAUGACGCCUAGGGUCUUUGAAUAUUUAUUUACAAGAAUACAAAAGGAAAAAGAGGCUCGUAAAGACGAGAAAUUAAGAUUUACUUGUAAAUGUUCAUUUUUGGAAAUAUAUAAUGAACAGAUUCUUGAUCUUUUGGAUCCAUCAUCAACCAAUUUACAGAUAAGAGAAGACAUCAAGAAAGGGGUUUAUGUUGAGAAUCUCAAGGAGAUAGAAGUUACAAGUGCACGUGAUGUGAUUCAACAGCUCAUACAAGGCGCUGCAAAUAGAAAGGUGGCUGCCACUAACAUGAAUCGAGCGAGCAGUCGUUCCCACAGUGUAUUUACAUGCAUAAUUGAAAGUAAGUGGGAAUCUCAGGGUGUAACUCACCACCGUUUUGCUCGGCUUAAUCUUGUUGAUUUAGCAGGCUCUGAAAGACAGAAGAGUUCUGGGGCUGAAGGUGAACGCCUCAAGGAGGCCACUAAUAUCAACAAAUCUCUUUCAACAUUGGGACUUGUGAUUAUGAACCUUGUAAAUAUUUCCAAUGGGAAGUCACUCCAUGUUCCUUAUCGAGAUUCAAAACUCACUUUUUUGCUUCAGGAUUCUCUAGGAGGGAAUGCAAAAACAAUCAUAAUUGCAAAUAUCAGUCCAUCCAAUUGCUGUUCACUCGAGACGCUAAGCACAUUGAAGUUUGCACAGCGGGCUAAAUUUAUUAAGAACAAUGCAGUUGUAAAUGAAGAUGCUUCUGGAGAUGUUGUUGCUAUGAGGCUGCAAAUUCAACAGCUGAAGAAAGAAGUAUCGCGUCUACAAGGUUUUGUUAAUGGCAGGGGUGAAAAUCUGGAUGACACAUUGGCAUUAAGCUUUCCAGCAUCACCAGGGUCUUUUAAGUGGGAAGGUCUUCAUGGAUCACUCAGUCCGCUUCCAUCUGAUAAAAGGAUAUCCCAGAAGAGAGACUAUGAAGUUGCUCUUGUAGGGGCCUUCAAGAGGGAAAGGGAGAAAGAAACAGCUUUACAGGCACUGACCGCUGAAAAUCAGGCUGCUAUGCAGUUGGCAAAACAAAGAGAAGAUGAGAUUCAAAGCUUGAAAAUGAGGCUACGGUUUCGAGAAGCAGGAAUUAAGAGGCUAGAGGCAGUUGCUUCUGGAAAGAUUUCUGCUGAGACACACUUAUUAAAAGAGAAGGAGGAAUAUUUGAAGGAAAUUGAGGUUUUACGAGCUCAAGUGGAUCGCAACCAAGAAGUUACAAGAUUUGCCAUGGAGAAUUUGCGAUUAAAGGAAGAGAUUAGAAGAUUAAAGUCCACUUGUGAGGAAGGUCAACAGGAGAUGAUGAAUGAACAGCUUAAGGUGUUACAGAAUAAGUUGCUAGAGGCACUUGAUUGGAAACUUAUGCAUGAAGCAGAUUCCUUCAUAAUUGAGAAAAUGAACUCUAAAGGGGUGCUAGGAGGUACUGAUGAUAGCAAUGAACUGAUCUCUAGUCAUGAGCCAGAUUCAGCAUGGUGCUCUUCGCUUAAGGAGGAAAAUGAGUUCCUUAGAAUGCAGGCGGAAAUGGCUGCACUCCAGAAAAAACUUGGCUUUUGCCUUGAAGAGAAAGAAGAGUUGGAAAGGUAUGUGAAUGAUCUACUUAAGAAACUUGAAGAAGAAAGAUCUUCAAGACCAGUGAAAGAAGUACAGCGAACAAAGCUUCAUUCAUUGUCGGAGGAUGUGCCAAUGAUCAAUCUUAACGAUCAAAUAGAACUUAAAACAAUGGUUGAUGCCAUUGCUGCUGCAAGUGAGAGAGAAGCAGAAGCUCAUGAGAGGGCAUUUAAGUUGUCUCAAGAGAAUGAUGAACUAAGAAUUAAGCUCAAGGGCUACGUUGAGGAUAACAAACAACUCCUUGAAUUAUAUGAACAGAAGGCUGCCGAAAGCGGUUAUAGAAGUUUGAAUGAAGCUGACACUUCUCAUGAAAAUGACACUGUGGAUCAAACUGAUGCUGGUUUAGAUGAACAUAGUGAAGAAAAAGAGCUUAAGUUGAAGAAGGUUGUUGAUAACCUUGAACAACAGCUUAUGGAAAUGCAUGAAGAAAAUGAAAAAUUAAUGGGUUUGUAUGAAAGAGCCAUGCAGGAGAGAGAUGAAUUAAAAAGAAUGUUUUCUCCUGGAAAUCUGGACAGAAGGAAAGAUAGAGAAUUUGAAUGCCCAGAGAAGCUAGUUGAAGUCGAUGGAGGGGAAAACAGCUUGGACAAAGCUCAUCUCGAGUUUGGGGCAAAGGAUUUGGAGGGGAAAGCUGGUCUCCUCGGAUCAAAUAGGCAGGAUGCAGGUGACAAUCUAAAGUUGAAUACACUUGGUCCUAUUGAAGUGAUUUCCAAUGUGGAGGUGCGUGCAGAUCUUCAAUCAGAAGUAGGGAAUCAGAUUGACGAUACUACGACUUCUUACAUGGAAAUAGACCAACUAGAUACCAAAACUGCAAAGAUGUCAGAAGGUUUAAAUUCUGCCAGAGCAAUACUGGAACAGGCACAGGAAAAACUUUCAGAUUCUGCCAGGACCGUUACUGAAUUUGGUUCCCUUGAGAAAGCGUUUUGUGAGAUUGAUAAGCUUUCCAGAGAAAUUGAAGUAACGGUAGGUGGAAUAAAGGAAAAGCAGCAACACCUUGAAUCUGUUGCACUCCUUUCUUCAGAAGCAAAAGAAAGAAAAGCUCUAACUUAUAAUAAGUUAUUAGCACUCAAAUACUCUCUGUCAAGCUUUUCUUCUUCAGUUGCUUACUUUGAACAGCGAGAAGCUCGAGCGAGGACAAGGUUAAAUGCUUCUUUGUCAUACUUGGACAAAAAGAAAGAGGAAUUGGCUCAUCUUAAGAAGUCCAAGGGUGAAAUUGAGGCUUCCUUGGGUAACAUACGGGAAUCUGAAGCUGAAGCAAGGAGCAACCUUGUCCUCUUGAAAUCAAAACUUGAGGAAGAAAGUAAAAGACACGAGAAUGAAAAUGUUUUAUUUGCCAUUGAUAACUUGGAUAAAGCAGACUCAUCGCAAAGAAAUUUGUGUUUUGCUGGUAAAGCUACCGAGUUACUGAAGAACGAGGAAGAGAAAAGCAAGCUGCAAAAUGAGAUUAAGCUGUCACGGGAAAAUCUGGCAGCCAUGAAAAUAAGACUCCAGGAUUUGAAUAAGAAGCUUAUGAAGGUAGAGAAAGAUAUGGAGGCUGUCCUGGUGGAAGUACAUAAAGGAUCACAGUCAGUGGAGGAGUUGAACCUUGCGCUACAAGGUGUAAUCCAAGAGAUGGAAACUCUUGUCAAGAUUGGAGAGAAUGGGAAGACCGAAAUCGAAAUUUUGAUCCUCGAAUAUCAGCAGCAGGUGUUUGAUAUGGAUCUGACAGAAGCCGAGAUGAAGAUUGUAGAUGAAGAAUUGCAGCUUGACUCAAAGAGACUAGAACAGUUGCAAACACUCAGAGCUACAACUGCCGAAAAGGUAAAGCAAUUGGGUCAUUCGGGUUUCUUGUCUGAAAAGAUGGAAGAAGAUUUACAAAGCGUUUGUACAACUCUUGAGGAGGCAAAGAUAUUGUUAGGAGUGGUUCAUUCAAAUGACAGGUAAACCUUGUUUUUAACUUUCUUGACGUUUGCCACAUUAAUUCAUAAUUCAAUCCUUUCUCGCAUGCAUGCACUUCUCUUGUAAUUAACAAUUUCUUCUCAUUAAUGUUCUAGUUUUCAGUUAGCUUUGUUCUAUUAGCUUUCAGUGAUCACAGACAGUCUUAAGAAAUUAUAAAUAUUAGAAUUUUAUUCAAUGUCCAAAAACAUCAAGGUAUCCAAAGCUAAAAUGCCCAUGUUUGGCCUUACCAACAAGAGACAAAACUCGCUUUG
This is a messenger RNA of Durio zibethinus, 4682 nucleotides long. Its product is annotated as kinesin-like protein KIN-12E. Gene Ontology annotation, molecular function: microtubule binding; microtubule motor activity; ATP binding. Lineage: Eukaryota; Viridiplantae; Streptophyta; Magnoliopsida; Malvales; Malvaceae. Gene Ontology annotation, biological process: microtubule-based movement. The record is from RefSeq and is a predicted model, not a curated record.